Colossoma macropomum (tambaqui) is the source of this 792-nucleotide messenger RNA. RefSeq names its product lysophospholipase like 1 (gene lyplal1). Gene Ontology annotation, cellular component: cytoplasm. Gene Ontology annotation, molecular function: palmitoyl-(protein) hydrolase activity; carboxylic ester hydrolase activity. NCBI's taxonomy places the organism in Eukaryota, Metazoa, Chordata, Actinopteri, Characiformes, Serrasalmidae. The record is from RefSeq and is a predicted model, not a curated record. Bases 14 to 730 code for a protein of 238 amino acids. The transcript has 5 exons. Gene Ontology annotation, biological process: protein depalmitoylation.
AUACUCACUCGGCAUGGCCGCUGUACAGAAGCUGAAGAGGUGUGCGGUGUCUCAGACUGGAAAACACACCGCCUCCGUCAUCUUUCUUCAUGGCUCAGGAGACACAGGGCAGGGAUUACGAGCAUGGGUUCGUGAUAUUUUGACACAGGACAUGGCUUUUGAACAUAUCAGAGUGAUCUACCCUACAGCUCCAGCAAGGCCGUACACACCCAUGAAUGGGGCGCUGUCUCACGUGUGGUUUGACCGUUACAAAAUCUCUCGUGAUUGCCCAGAGCAUUUGGACUCUAUUGAAGAAAUGUGCAGUAAUUUAGGAGCCGUAGUCCAAGAUGAGGUCCGAGCUGGUGUACCAAAGCACAGGAUGGUUAUCGGCGGGUUCUCUAUGGGUGGAGCCAUGGCAUUACACCUGGUGUGCAGGUACCACCAGGAUUUGGCUGGAGUCUUUGCGUUGUCCAGCUUCCUCAAUAAGGAGUCGGUUGUAUAUCAGUCUGUUGAAGAUGCAGCACAACAUCCCUUACCAGAGCUCCUCCAGUGUCAUGGGACAGCUGAUGAGCUGGUGUCCCACAGCUGGGGUGAGGAGACCAGCAGUCUGCUGAAGAAGGCUGGCAUGACUACCACGUUCCACUCUUUUCCUGGACUCAACCAUCAGCUCUGCCGGGUAGAAAUGGAGCUCCUGCGCUCCUGGAUCUUGAAGAAGCUUCCAUCUGAAAACUCUUCCAGUGCUGGACACUGAUCUGCACAACUCUCACUGUGUUACUCUGGCCAAUUAAUUUGUAAUAAAUUCUGUUUACUCUA